Phragmites australis (common reed) is the source of this 1605-nucleotide messenger RNA. RefSeq names its product phospho-N-acetylmuramoyl-pentapeptide-transferase homolog. Gene Ontology annotation, molecular function: phosphotransferase activity, for other substituted phosphate groups. The transcript is spliced from 8 exons. The record is from RefSeq and is a predicted model, not a curated record. Lineage: Eukaryota; Viridiplantae; Streptophyta; Magnoliopsida; Poales; Poaceae. Bases 129 to 1331 code for a protein of 400 amino acids. Gene Ontology annotation, cellular component: membrane. Gene Ontology annotation, biological process: cell wall macromolecule biosynthetic process; cell wall organization.
GCCUGGGUCGCCGGCCUACAUGCACCGAGUCCACGAGCCCCCACCGGCCCCCCUGGCCCCAUCAUCGCCUUCGCCGCCGUCGCAGUCUAGUAUCCCUCCCGAUCUCCGACGAGCUGUCAGCCUCAGCGAUGGCUUCUCCCGCGCACUCGGCACCCCAUCGCCCACGCCUGCGCUUUCGACGGCCUCUCCGCGCGCCGCCGCCGAGGCUGACUCCCACCUCGUCCUACUCCCGCCGACCCUCGGCUCUCCAGGUGUCACAAUUCAGAAGUGUAGCCUCAAAACCCGCAUGGAGGCGUGAUCCCGUUCAAAUUGCCACAGCAUUCGAUGAUGAUCCUGGGGAUUUCUCACUGGCACAUGAUGAUGGAGACGAGGGUUUUGGUGUUGCUCCAUAUUCAAGUGAGAGCGAAUGGAGUGAUGAGGAGGUUGUGCUAACUGCAUAUGGGGAUGUUGAGUUACCGGUAACGAGCAAGAGCCGGGCAGAGGGAGCUAUAACCGUUGCCACCCAUAGGUUCGCCAUGAUUGACAAAGGGCAUAGGAAGAGCAGAACUCAACAAGGGCUGAUGAAUAAUGUUGGACUGGCUGCUUUCUUAGCAAUGUUACUUUUCUUUGUCGACUGGUGUUCUUGGAGGAUUGUUAGACUACCUCUGGACUCCUUUUACUUGACACGCCCUUUUUUAAUAUCAGCAGUUCUAUCAGCACUUGCUGGAUUUCUUUUUGCACCAGUUGCUGAUAGCUUGAAGAUCCACCAUUUUCGGAGGAGAGGAAAGUCUGUUUCCCCAUCAUGUAGAAAGCCAACCCCAGCAAUGGGAGGAUUGUUCUUCGUUCCUGUUGGUAUUUUUGUUGCAAGAAGAGAGGUUGGUUCCAACUCAAAUGGAGUAAAUGGAGCAGCUAUGAUAACCCUAAUAUUUGCGGUGGUUGGAUUGCUUGAUGAUAUUUCAGGUCUUGCAACAGAUCCAAAUCGUAAAAUACCUCAAUGGAUAAAGUUCUUGGUUCAGAUUGUUGCUGGGAUUUACUUCUCUAUCUGGUUGGGUUCUGCAGAUAUUUUGACACCAUAUAGCAUGAAAUUCCUGGUUCCUUUGCCUCCUCCUCUUGGCCUUGCAUUCAUGGGGAAAGUUUAUCUGGUUCUGGCUGCAACAUGUUCUCUUUCAAUGGGCACCGCAGUAACAUUGGUUGAUGGUCUUGAUGGCUUGGCUGGUGGUAUUGCCGCUUUAGCACUCAUAGGAUUGUCUAUUGCUGCUCUCCCUAUUUGCCCCGACUCAGUGUUUUUGGAGCAUCAAUAUCAGGCGCUUGCACUGGCUUUCUUUUUCACAACAGAUAUAGAGCCUCAAUAGUUAUGAGCCAGGUCGGUUCUUUUGCACUAGGAGGAGCAGUUGCUACAAUUGCAGCAUGCAGUGGAAUGUUUCUUCCAAUGUUAAUUGCAUGCAGUCUCUUCUUUAUUGAGCUACUGUUUGCAAUAUUGCAGGUUCCUUUUCAUAUGGCCGCAAAUUCUUUCCGUGGAACAAACAGAUAUCCCCUGCAAAUUCGUCCCUCGCAUUACUACCUCAGACUGUGGGGCAUAAAGGAACCUUAUAUCGUGGCGGGUGCAUACAUGAUAUCAUGCUUUUU